Messenger RNA from Selaginella moellendorffii, 596 nucleotides. Its product is annotated as ankyrin repeat domain-containing protein 39. Gene Ontology annotation, molecular function: protein binding. NCBI's taxonomy places the organism in Eukaryota, Viridiplantae, Streptophyta, Lycopodiopsida, Selaginellales, Selaginellaceae. Bases 51 to 515 code for a protein of 154 amino acids. The transcript has 2 exons. The record is from RefSeq and is a predicted model, not a curated record.
AGCGCUCGCUUGCUAGGGCAUUCCAGGAGGCUUUUUUCUUCUCGUGGAGGAUGGAGGAGGGUGGUGGCCAUAGCUGUGACUGCUGCCGCGGCACGGCAGCAGUGGAGUCACUGGAAGAGAUGGAAUUCGCGAGGAGCUUGUCGGGUGCCGCGCACACUGGCGAUGUAAAGAGAAUGGAGCGGUUGCUCGAGAAGGGAGCCUGUGUGCAAGGUGGAGCAGCGGCAGCGUACUCGCCACUACACUACGCCGCGCGGAAUGGUCAUCUGGAAGCUUGCCGGCUGCUACUCAAGUUUGGAGCAGGCGUGGAUGCUCGGACGAGGUCCGGCAGAGCGACGAGCCUCCAUCGCGCGGCAUUCGCUGGUCACGAAGACAUUGUUGCGCUGCUGCUCGAGAGUGGAGCCGAUCGAGACGCGGUGGAUUCCGACGGCCACACUCCUCUCCACAAGGCGAUGAUCCAAAACCACGAUAGAGUUGCGCUCCUCCUCUCGGACAAGAAGAAAGAGUUCCUGGAUUAAGCAAGAUUAUCGCUUUAUUGAUGUAGAUGUGAGAAGAAUCUCACUCAAUGGUAACAUAAAAUAACGCGCUAUUUAAUGGAA